Messenger RNA from Anoplophora glabripennis (Asian longhorned beetle), 676 nucleotides. RefSeq names its product exosome complex component RRP46 (gene Rrp46). The transcript has 4 exons. Gene Ontology annotation, cellular component: cytoplasmic exosome (RNase complex); nuclear exosome (RNase complex); nucleolus. Gene Ontology annotation, biological process: U4 snRNA 3'-end processing; rRNA catabolic process; poly(A)-dependent snoRNA 3'-end processing. NCBI's taxonomy places the organism in Eukaryota, Metazoa, Arthropoda, Insecta, Coleoptera, Cerambycidae. Bases 48 to 668 code for a protein of 206 amino acids. The record is from RefSeq and is a predicted model, not a curated record.
UUUACCUUUACCUAACCUAAAAUUUCAAAAAUUAAAAUAUUUGCAUUAUGGAGCAACCUAGUUUUUCUUGCAAACUAGGUGUUUUGAGUCGACCCGAUGGAUCAGUAAUGUUUUCUGAAGGACAAACCACAGUGAUAGCAGGUCUAUAUGGGCCAGUUGAAGUAAAAAUGCAAAAACUUUUGAUUGAUAAAGCUUCAGUGGAAUGUAGUUACAGACCAAAAAGUGGAUUGCCAGGCGUUGAAGAUAGAUUGUAUGAAUCAUUGAUAAGGAAUAUCUGUGAGACUGCUUUAGCGGCUUCUCUCUUUCCAAGAUCAGCUGUGUUAGUAAAUAUACAAGAAAUGGAGAACAGUGGUCAACUAAUAUCCUGUGCUAUUAACGCAGCGUGUUUAUCAUGUUUGGAUUCUGGAAUAGAUAUGAAAUUUAUGUUUGGAGCAGUAAGUUGUUUCUUAACCGAAGAUAAUGAAUUUCAUUUGAUACCACCAAUAAAUGAUAGCAGCGUCAAGGCAUCUUUUAUAUUUGUAUUUGAAAAUGUUAAAGAAAGAAUCUUAGCGUCUCAUACAGAAGGAUCUUUCACCAAGGAACAGUAUGAAGAAGCAUUCAAUUUGAGUAAACAACAAAGUAAAAAUGUAUUUUUGUUUUUUAAGAAAAUUUUAUUUUCAGAUAAUUAACUUUUAAA